AUGCGUACUCAGGUCAACAAGUGCAAAGCGAAGGUUGAGAAACAAGGCAGGCUGGUUGCAGCAACAACGCAGAAGGUCAAGACAGCGCAAGAUAAAUUCCAAGAUCUGCGGCAAAAGGCCACUUACGAUCCCAUCUACGGCGUGCGGGUGGACAGGGCACAGCAGUACUUCCAGGUCAAGACACAGGUGCAGGACAACAUCGGCGCACUCCAGGCCGAUCUCAGCAACAAAUACCUCACAGUCGAACAGUCCAGGUGA
Sphaeroforma arctica JP610 is the source of this 258-nucleotide messenger RNA. RefSeq lists its product as hypothetical. NCBI's taxonomy places the organism in Eukaryota, Ichthyosporea, Ichthyophonida. The coding region runs from base 1 to 258 and encodes 85 amino acids. The record is from RefSeq and is a predicted model, not a curated record. The transcript has 2 exons.